UUUUAGAUUGUCAGUAUUUAAACAGACCACAUCAUGCGUGAGUACAAGCUAGUGGUCCUUGGUUCAGGAGGCGUGGGAAAGUCUGCUCUGACAGUUCAGUUUGUUCAAGGAAUUUUUGUUGAAAAAUACGACCCAACGAUAGAAGAUUCCUACAGAAAGCAAGUUGAAGUAGAUUGCCAACAGUGUAUGCUGGAAAUCCUGGAUACAGCAGGGACGGAACAAUUUACAGCUAUGAGGGAUUUGUAUAUGAAGAAUGGCCAAGGAUUUGCACUAGUAUAUUCUAUUACAGCUCAGUCCACAUUUAAUGAUUUACAGGAUUUAAGGGAACAGAUUUUACGGGUUAAGGACACAGAAGAUGUUCCAAUGAUUUUGGUUGGCAAUAAAUGUGACCUGGAAGAUGAGCGAGUAGUUGGCAAAGAACAGGGCCAGAAUUUAGCAAGACAGUGGUGUAACUGUGCCUUUUUAGAAUCUUCUGCAAAGUCAAAGAUCAACGUUAAUGAGAUAUUUUAUGACCUGGUCAGACAAAUAAAUAGAAAAACACCAGUGGAAAAGAAGAAGCCUAAAAAGAAAUCAUGUCUGCUGCUCUAGACCUGAAGUCAGCAGCAGCUCUGAGCCAGAUUAUAGGAAUGAAGAACUGUUGCCUAAAUGGAAAGUGCCAGCAUUCCAGACUUCAAAAAAUAAAUCCGAAGAGGCUUCUCCUGUUUUAUAUAUUAUGUGAAGAAUUUAGAUAUUAUAUUGGUUUGCACAAGUUCCCUGGAGAAAAAAUUUGCUCUGUGUAUAUCUCUUGGAAAAUAAGACAAUAGUGUUUCUCCUUUGCAAUAGCAAUUAUAACAGAUGUGAAAAUAAAUAUACUUGACUCUAAUAUGAUUAUACAAAAGAGCAUGGAUGCAUUUCAAAUGUUAGAUAUUGCUACUAUAAUCAAAUGAUUUCAUAUUGAUCUUUUUAUCAUGAUUCCUCCUUGUCAAGCACUAAAAAGUUGAACCAUUAUACUUUAUAUCUGUAAUGAUACCAAUUAUGAAAUUUUUCCUCAACUCAUUGCAGCAGAUAACUUUUUUGAGUCGAUUUCAUUUUAUAUUUAAAAAUUAUGAAAUAUCAUCUGUCAUUAUAUUCUAAUUAAAAUUGUGCAUAAUGCUUUGGAAAAAUGGGUCUUUUAUAGGAACAAACUGGGAUAACUGAUUUCUAUGGCUUUCAAAGCUAAAAUAUAUAAUAUACUAAACCAACUCUAAUAUUGCUUCUUGUGUUUUACUGUCAGAUUAAAUUACAGCUUUUAUGAAUGAUUAAAUUUUAGUACAUUUUCAUUUGGUUUGUGUGUUUUUGUUAUUGUUCGUAGAUCUAAAGCCUUUAUUUUAUAAUGACCACGUUGUUCUAAGUGCAACAGUAGCUACUUUGUACCUGAUAGCUGCAGAACAGUUGGCUUUAAACUACACUAACUGGCGAUUGCUCUAGAAACAGACUUCCUGCUUUCUGUCCUAGAUAUAUUUAUUCCAGUAUGCAGUAAACUACAUUGGAGUACAUAGAAUCAUUUUGUAUAUUCUAUCUGAAUCUUAAAGAUUGUAUCUUACUGAAUAAAGUAUCCCACUGUGUAUUAUUUUUAUAUGUAAAAAGAUAAGUUUAAUACUGUAUCAGGGUUUAACUUUUACUAUUUCAAUCUUCCACAGCGUGUAAUUUUAUUAAGGGACUCCUUUUGCCAUUGUUAAUUUACUAGGUCUGGGUCCACCAGUUAAGUGUUAUGUGGAAAUUUUAAAAUUUGCUUUAUAAUGGUUUGAAGAAUUUGAGAGAAGUCAGUGAAAGUUAAAACACAUAAAAGGGAUGUUAGUAACUUUUGCUCCAAGAACUAGAUAUGAACUAGUAUAGUACUAGUAAUAUUUUUUAAAAAAGUUAAAUUUUUAGCUGGCUAUAUAGUGGUGCUUUGCUUUUCCUUCCCAGUUAUUUCCAUUUUUACAAAAGACAGAGCUCAAGUAGGACAUGGAUCCGGGGUGAUACUACUUACGUGUUCUCCAUAAAGAGAGGUAGAACAAACAGCUUGUCAGCCAGUUAAGUGCUAGACAAGAAGAGAAACAAGCUUAGGAAACCCUGUGCCUUGUCCCCAACUGUCGAGGAGGAGACCAGUCCUAGAAAGUCUAAAUCAGUGCUCAGGGAUCUAGAUACUGUCUCAUUGCAACUAGAUGUGAAGUAGUGUUCAUGUGGUCAGCCCAUCAGUUAUUACAUUGGAACUUAAAAGUCAGCUUUCAAAUAUAAGCUUUGGCCAACUGAGUAAAUGUUAAAAAUAUUGUUUUAAAAGUUGGAAAUUGUAUUACUUUGAGUUUCUAAUAAACUUAGUUACCUAACACUU
Molecule: messenger RNA, 2332 nt
Organism: Chinchilla lanigera (long-tailed chinchilla)
Lineage: Eukaryota; Metazoa; Chordata; Mammalia; Rodentia; Chinchillidae
Gene: Rap1a
Product: RAP1A, member of RAS oncogene family
Exons: 7
Coding region: 34-588 (184 amino acids)
Biological process (GO): Rap protein signal transduction; cellular response to cAMP; negative regulation of synaptic vesicle exocytosis
Cellular component (GO): plasma membrane
Molecular function (GO): GTP binding; GTPase activity; GDP binding
Source: RefSeq, a predicted model, not a curated record